Molecule: messenger RNA, 951 nt
Organism: Cinclus cinclus
Lineage: Eukaryota; Metazoa; Chordata; Aves; Passeriformes; Cinclidae
Product: serine/threonine-protein kinase pim-1-like
Exons: 7
Biological process (GO): protein autophosphorylation; negative regulation of apoptotic process
Cellular component (GO): cytoplasm
Molecular function (GO): protein serine/threonine kinase activity; ATP binding
Source: RefSeq, a predicted model, not a curated record
AUGGGCCCCGACCCCAACCCCGGCCCCUGGCCCUGGCCCCAAGGUGUGCCCUGGCCACGCGCUGACAGCCGCGUCUCGCUGGCAGGGGAGGCGCAGCACGGCACGAAGGAGCGGUACCAGCUCGGUUUGCUGCUGGGGUGUGGCGGCUUUGGCAGCGCCUGGGCGGUGACUCGGCUCUCGGACGGUGCCCCGGUGGCCAUCAAAAGGGUGCCAUGAAACCACGUCCAGCACUGGGGCAAGCUGCCCGACGGCACCAGUGCACCACUGGAGAUCAUGCUGCUGGACAAGGUGUCCACUGGCUUCCCUGGAGUUCUCCAGCUGCUGAAGUGUCUUGAGCUCCCCAACGACAUCCUGAUGGUGCUGGAAUACCCGGAGUGGUGUCAGGACCUCCGUCAUUUCAUUUGGUCACAGGGGUUCCUGUCAGAGGAGGUGGCACAGGAGCUGUUCUGCCAGGUGCUGGAGGCCGUGCAGCACUGCACCAGCUGUGGGGUCCUGCACAGGGACAUCAAACCGGAGAACAUCCUGCUUGACCUGGCCACCGGGCAGGCAAAAUUGAUUGACUUUGGCUGUGGCACCUACCUGCAGGACACAAUAUACACUCACUUUACAGCUUUUGCCAGCCACUGUGUCCAGGACUGGGGCUGGGGCAGCCAGCCUGACAAAAACACCCGUGGGAACACCGUCCUACAGCCCCCAGAAUGGACCCACUUUGGCUGGUACUAUGGCAAGCCAGCUACCCUCUGGUCCCUGGGCAUCCUGCUGCACCAGAUGGUCUGUGGGGAGCACCCUUUCAGGAGAGGCCAGAACAUCAGCUGGAACCAUCAGCUCUCGCUGCCACAACAGGUCUCUCAAGGUGACCUCGUGGCAAGGUCGUGGGACUUGGUGGCCCGCGGCCUUCCCGAGGCUUCUCUUUUGCAGGUGCACUCACGGCCGGACCGCGGGACUUGGUGA